Molecule: messenger RNA, 1074 nt
Organism: Nymphalis io (European peacock)
Lineage: Eukaryota; Metazoa; Arthropoda; Insecta; Lepidoptera; Nymphalidae
Exons: 3
Coding region: 30-968 (312 amino acids)
Source: RefSeq, a predicted model, not a curated record
CGUCAGUCAGCGCGCGGCGAGCGCAGGCGAUGGACGAAAGCGAAACGUCCCUCGCACCCCGCCUCAUGAGCGCAAAUACCCCACCUCCACUCAUAUCGUAUUCACUAAAACAAGAAGUAGAUUUUGAUAAACUGGAAGUAGAAGAUGAAAUUAAUCCACUAGAGGAAGAAGAUGAAUGCAUGACAAUAGAUCAAGAAGAUGUUUGUAAUUCGCUUGAGCCAGAAAAAGAUUUUAUACUCACGUUUGAAACGCUUCCAGUGUUGUGGGAUACGAAAAAUCCUCACUAUACAAAUAAAUACAGAAGGAACAAGGCUUUGGCAAAGUUGGUGCCAAUAUUAAAGAAAACUAAACCUAUCGCAACUAUACAGGAUGUUAAAAAGAAGAUCAACAGUAUUAGAUCUAAUUACCGAAGAGAGCUAAGGAAAAUAAUCGCAUCUCAACGACCAGGAGCUAAAGAAAGCGACGUGUAUAAACCAAAAAUAUGGUAUUUUCCAUAUCUUAAUUUUUUGAGGAAAUUGGAACAACGGCAAACUUCGGCUCAGCAGACUGAAGAUUUACUAGACGAAGAAAACAGUCCACGAUUGCAUGAAAUCUCUCAAGUCGGAACAACCUUUUCAUCAGUCACUAUUCCAGAAACACCAUUGUCUUCUAGGGUAAAAAAGAGGACAAGCCGAGGACAAUUGAUAGAUGUUCCUAAUCCAAGUUUACCUAAGCUAUGUAACGAUUCUUGCCAACCGAAAAAAAUAUCCAAUCAUAUAGUAUUGGAAUGGGCUGAUAUAUUGGAAAAACUUGAUCCUUUGCAACGUCUUUAUGCAAAAAAGGCUAUCAACGAUGUACUGUUUGAAGCUGAGCUUGGAAAUUUACAUAAGCAUUCAGUCAAAAUUAAUGAGCCAACUCCAAAUUUUACACUGUCAUCGUCAGCACAUUCAUCUUCAGUGAAAUCUCCUACAUCUCCAAUUUCGCCUUGACUUUCUGAUUUCUGAUCUAAUUGUUAAAUAAUUCUAAAUCUAGAUGGUGACUAUAAGGCUGAUCUACUUAAUAUAAAUGUUUUUAAUAUUAAUGUGACAUAUUCAA